AUGGCUGUGAUCAACGCACAAGUCAGUGAGCUCAUAAGGACUCUGCCGUCAUUGCUGCGAUGUGCUGUUGUGGAGAAGAAGAAGGAACGCAAGCCACGUAAAGUGACAAGUCAGGUGAUGGAAAUAAUAGACUCCAUCCUGAGAACAGACGAUGAACUACCAGCAAGAAAAGUAAAAGAGCUUCUCCAAAGCAGGCACAACAUAACGAUCGGCUUACACUCGGUGCGAAAGACAGUCCGGACUCUUGGCUGGAACUUUGGAAAGCCCAGAUUCGUUCCAAUGACCAGAGGAAAAAACAAAGAUUUGCGUGUAACCCAAGCUCAAGAAUGGAAGGCUGCUGGUCGCCGGAUCUGA
Knipowitschia caucasica is the source of this 354-nucleotide messenger RNA. The record is from the annotation of a GenBank genome assembly. NCBI's taxonomy places the organism in Eukaryota, Metazoa, Chordata, Actinopteri, Gobiiformes, Gobiidae.